Dufourea novaeangliae is the source of this 559-nucleotide messenger RNA. RefSeq names its product cytochrome c oxidase subunit 6A1, mitochondrial-like. Gene Ontology annotation, molecular function: enzyme regulator activity. Gene Ontology annotation, cellular component: mitochondrial inner membrane. Gene Ontology annotation, biological process: mitochondrial electron transport, cytochrome c to oxygen. The transcript has 3 exons. The record is from RefSeq and is a predicted model, not a curated record. NCBI's taxonomy places the organism in Eukaryota, Metazoa, Arthropoda, Insecta, Hymenoptera, Halictidae. Bases 112 to 447 code for a protein of 111 amino acids.
UCCGUCAUCCGUACUGAUCCGUACUAGUUCAAGCGGUUCAAGCAUUGUCGACACCAGAGAGACUGAGAUACACGAAAGCCCGAAAGCUAGCAGAAGUUGCGUGAAACCAAAAUGGCACGUUUACGACAUUUGGGCCAGUUUGGCCAAAUGUUUAAGAGAACUGAAACAACUGUGGUGCAAACUGUAGAGCAACGUAGUCAUUCCACAGGAGAAGGUGCAAUCAAAUUGUGGAGAAACCUCACUUUAUUCGGCGCUGUACCUGCUAUUUUACUUUCAACGAUUAAUUGUUAUAUAAACCAUAUAAACCACAAAGAAGAAAGACCAGAACCUAUUCCUUAUCCUUAUAUGAAGAUUAUGAACAAGCGUUUUCCAUGGGGAGAUGGUAAGCAUUCAUUGUUUCACAAUCCUAAAAAAAAUUGGAUUCCCGGUGUUGGUUAUGAAGAAUAAUUUGUCCAGUGGAAUUGUUAGUUUGUAGUUUACAUUCAAUGUCAUGUAUAUAUUCUUAUCUUGUAUUGUAUCAGACAACAAAGUGAAUAAAAGUCAAUGCUUUGAAACUCAA